Messenger RNA from Encephalitozoon hellem ATCC 50504, 396 nucleotides. Its product is annotated as 40S ribosomal protein S24. The coding region runs from base 1 to 396 and encodes 131 amino acids. Gene Ontology annotation, cellular component: ribosome. The transcript has 2 exons. Lineage: Eukaryota; Fungi; Microsporidia; Unikaryonidae. The record is from RefSeq and is a predicted model, not a curated record. Gene Ontology annotation, molecular function: structural constituent of ribosome. Gene Ontology annotation, biological process: translation.
AUGAGUUUGGAACUGGAGAUUUCUAGCAUGAGGGAUAACAAACUUCUCUCUAGGAGGGAGCUGGAAGUGGUUGCAUAUCAUCCGGGGAUGCCAACGCCCAGCCAGGAGGAGAUAAGGAGCAAGAUAUCUGAGCUCUACCAAACAAACAAGAGGAACGUUGUGGUUGCCGGCUUGAGGAACAGAUAUGGUACACACAGAACCACCCUCAAGGCAAAGAUUUAUUCAAGUGCCGAGGCCCUGUCAAACGUCGAGAAGAAGCACAUCGUUGCAAAACUUACUGGGAAAGAAUUCCAGGUGACGCCUAGAAGAGUCAGAAAGGACGAGAGGAAGAAGCGCUACAAGAUCUUUGGUACCCUCAAGAGAGCAAUGAAGAAAGCUGAGAAGAAGAAUAAAUAA